Nothobranchius furzeri (turquoise killifish) is the source of this 1370-nucleotide messenger RNA. NCBI's taxonomy places the organism in Eukaryota, Metazoa, Chordata, Actinopteri, Cyprinodontiformes, Nothobranchiidae. The record is from RefSeq and is a predicted model, not a curated record.
UCUGCACCCUCCAAGAGCCGGAAGAAGAGAAUUUCAGGUCAUUCUAAACAUUAUACUAUAGUAAGUGCAUUUUAAUACUAUAUCUGGUAAUUCUGAACAAUAUACUAUAAAGUGUGUAUUUUAAUACUUUUUCAGGUCAUUCUAAACAUUAUACUGUAGUAUGUGUAUUUCAAUGCUAUUUCAGGUCAUUCUAAACAUUAUACUAUAGUAUGUAUAUUUUAAUGCUAUUUCAGGUAAUUCUAAACAAUAUACUAUAGUGUGUGUAUUUUAAUACUAUGUGAGGUCACUCUGAAAAUUAUACUAUGUGUAUUUUAGUACUAAAUCUGGUCAUUCUAAACAUUAUACUAUAGUAUGUGUAUUUUAAUGCUAUUUCAGGUAAUUUGAAACAAUAUACUACAGCGUGUGUAUUUUCAUACUUUUUCAGGUCAUUCUAAACAUUAUACUAUAGUAUAUGUAUUUUAAUGCUAUAUCAGGUCAUUCUAAACAUUAUACUAUAGUAUGUGUAGGGGUUUCCUAUUCAGCUUCCAUUAAUCUUUUAACAAAUUAAAGGACCUGUUACUUCUGUACAAUGGCUUUAAAGUAAAUUAUCAUUUGACUUCUCUCAUUCUACAGACGAAAAAUGAAUUUAAACUUCAAAUGCAAAUGCUAUUUUGCCAGUGGAAAUAUGAAACACAGACCCAGCUAUAUGCAGUUUGCUGAAAUGAAAAACAUGCAGAUGCAACUUUUCAAUCUGCAACAGGAAGUCACAAAAGUCCAAGCCAUUGGAGAUGACUCCCAGGUGGGAGGGGCUCAACCCCUGUGCUCCGCUGAUUUGCCUCCAGAUAAGAUGGAAACGCUGCAACCGGAUGUACUGAUUGGCUCUGAACUACAGGAAACACACAACAUGUCCCAUAUCGCUCCAUCCACAUUGAUGAGAAGUGCAACCUCCACGGAUAGUGGCCCGGCACCCCUGGUGUCGAGCCUGACGAACUACUGUUGGGACCUCUCCUGCCACAGGGUGUGCUCUUCUAAGACUCUGCUCCAAUUCACGAUCGGUCCCGUGAGCUUGACACACCCCGUGUACAUCUGUGAGAGUGGAGCCAUGCCUUUGCUCAUUGGCAUCGAUGUUUUGAAGUGCUUUGAUGCUUUUAUCAAUAUUGGGGAACUGAAGGUAGGUGUUAGAAAACCUCUGCCAUUCACUCCACCUUCUUUCCCCGACUCACGCUGCCUUGCGGUAGGUGAUUCUGAGCAUGGGGGAACCGCAUGCUCACUGCCGAGCUCAAAGCCAUCAGAGACUCCCUCUGAUGUUUUUUCUCAGAUUGAACAGGUCGUGGACCAAGCAGAUGCUCUUACCAACGAUGUCGAGCGAGACAAACACUGACAACUUUUGU